Suillus paluster is the source of this 2307-nucleotide messenger RNA. Its product is annotated as Rad17 cell cycle checkpoint protein-domain-containing protein. The coding region runs from base 42 to 2177 and encodes 711 amino acids. Gene Ontology annotation, molecular function: chromatin binding. The transcript is spliced from 8 exons. NCBI's taxonomy places the organism in Eukaryota, Fungi, Basidiomycota, Agaricomycetes, Boletales, Suillaceae. Gene Ontology annotation, biological process: DNA damage checkpoint signaling; mitotic DNA replication checkpoint signaling; DNA repair. The record is from RefSeq and is a predicted model, not a curated record.
GCUGGCCGAGAACGAAGCCAAGUUAAAGUAAUGCAAUAAGAAUGCAUUCUAUGAAAUCUGGCUCUACUUCCAGGGUGUCCGGAAACAAAACAAAACUCAAGACCGUGAAACUCGACGCGACCGCUGAGCCUCCGAACAAGAAGCUAAGAACAUCCGCAAGGCCACCCGUUUUUGAUUUCACAGGGUCUGCACCUCAGCCGCCAUCAGAAGGGCCGCCGGCAUCGUCGCAACGACCCUCACUCUUACAGUCGCAGACACAACGCCAAAGGAAGGACGUGAAGGGAAAGGGAAAGGUGGUUUUGCCUCUAGUGCAUCAGGAAGAUAAUAGGCUCUGGGUGGACAAGUAUGAGCCAACGAUCGAGGCUGAUCUAGCAGUGCACAAGCGCAAAGUUGAGGAUGUGCGGCGAUGGCUCUCCGAAGCUUUUGAAGGAGGGCCGACUGGGAAGCUGCGGAAAUAUCGCCGUAUUCUAGUUCUCACUGGGCCUGCUGGUACCGCAAAGACUACCACACUCCGCGUAAUAGCUCGAGAGAUGGGUUUCGAUAUCGUCGAGUGGCGCAACAGCAUGAGCGAACGCGGCCCGAGUAAUUUUACCGAAGAUUCCAAGGACCCUGGUGACGACUCUUGGAUGGAUACGGAAGCAUUGUUCGACAAGUUUCAGGCAUUCCUCAAGAGAGCUUCCGCAUGUCAUAACAUUUUCUCUGCAAGUUCUGCAGCCUCGUCGGCGCAACCAGAAUCCCACACUCAGUCACAAUCUGUACCGCAAUCCUUCACGCAAUCCCUCCCCUUUACUUCCAAACCUACUAACCGCCACUUGAUCCUUCUAGAGGAUCUCCCAAAUAUCCUGCACCUCCCCACGCAAGGGCGAUUUCACGCUGCCUUGCAGUCGCUCUGCGGUUCUUCUGACUCUGGGCCCCCAGUCGUGAUCAUCAUAUCCGACUCUGGUCUCCGCGGCGAGAAUGCCUAUAAUGAUGAUGCAUGGGACGGUGCGGGCGGUACGCGCUGGUCCAAGAAAGAGACUAUCGACAUUCGAAGUGUUCUUGGAGCCGACCUUUCCACCAGUCCAUAUGUCACGCGCAUCGGAUUCAACCCUAUCGCGCCAACACUCAUGACCAAAGCCCUGCAGGCGAUGCUCACCAACCAUUUUGCGUCUACAUCCGGAAAGCCACCAACAAAAGACGUUGUAGAGAUGAUUGUCGAGUCCUCGAAUGGGGACAUCAGGAGUGCGGUGAUGGCAUUGGAGUUUGCGUGUGUUGUCACGUUACCGAUCAAGGGUACUGGGAAGGGUAAGAAGCGAGGGAAUACGACUGGAAGUGGGGGUGCACGGGCUGUCCUGGAGGCUGUUACGCGAAGAGAGCAAAGUCUAGUGCUAUUUCAUCUGAUGGGGAAGAUAUUGUAUAACAAACGCAAGGGAGACUCUCCGGCAACACACCUCUCUGCCAAAGAUGCCGCAAAGGAGCGCGAGCUGGAUGAAACCCUUAUGGACCCAUCACGUUUACCAGACUGGCUUUCGGAACAUGAUCGGAAGGCGAGCCGGGUAUGCCUAGAGACAAUUGCAUCAGAAUCACCCAUUGAUUCAUCACUACUGGGAUUGUACAUCCACCAAAAUUAUACCAUGUUUUGUACGGAUGUCGAUCAAUGUGACGGGGUCUGCGAGGGGCUUAGUUGGGUUGACUGGAUUGGCGGCCACCUCCCAACCAACACUCCAUACGCUUUUCCAACACUCGCAUUGUCGACGCUUCAUGCUCUCCCAACACCAGUCCCACGAAAAGGGCAGAAGGUGUGCAAGCCCUCAUGGUUUGAUGUGCGCAACAAGGAGCAGGAUGCGUUGGAAGGUGUGGGCCAUGUCGCGGCCUGGUUGGGACACGGAGGGGGAAGUGACGAGUGUGCGCCAGGGAGAUGGACACAUGGUAACAUUGCAGUUGAGCUGGGUGGCUGGUUGCGCGCUGUUGAUCGCCCUGGCAAUGCUCAACUGCAGGUUCCGCGAGCGCACAAGCUUUUCUCGUGCAUUCAGUGGGGUACGGGAGGUGUUGGUGGCGAUGUGCUUGGAGAAGAUGAGUAUGGGGAGGCAUAUGAUGGCAGGGAUGAGGGUGAUAUCAUGGUUUUGGGGGCUUUGAGAGAUGAAGAGGAAGAAAAGGGCUGGUGGCUGGAGAGCGAUGAUAUAGAGGAGGUGGAGUAGGAGGCUUGGAGCUAUAUCAUAAUAACCUACGUUGCCUUCAUAUUGACAUUGUCCGAUGUCGAAACUAAUUUCAGUCUCAACAUUGGACAACGUCAAUAUUAAAUAAAUCUGAGAGAGGCAUCAUGACAUG